Messenger RNA from Caenorhabditis briggsae, 3468 nucleotides. The transcript has 12 exons. The coding region runs from base 1 to 3468 and encodes 1155 amino acids. The record is from RefSeq and is a predicted model, not a curated record. NCBI's taxonomy places the organism in Eukaryota, Metazoa, Nematoda, Chromadorea, Rhabditida, Rhabditidae.
AUGGAAAAGUUGUGGCUUUUUGUCUGGCUGAUAGCCUUAUCAGUAAGGUCAGCUACUGCUGCUCUCAGUUAUCGAAAUGAAAAUGGGAUUGCAAAGUUUCAAACGAACGAUCCGGGAAUCACUAUCCAAGGAGUUACUAGGAAUACCGAUGGUUUUAUACAUGUCAAACUGGUUUGUGGCUUGAAUCGGCUGAAAAUUGGAAACAAAGAUUCGGAAGAUGUCAGCUUGGAAUUGGUAGGCCUAAGGGAUCCUAUGGAAUCGAUAGUUGCAGAAUUCCAGAUUCAUAAUUGUAUUGAAAGUGAGCAACGGCUGGUUGGUCUCUUUCUGAACUCGUCUUGGGCACCGUUGUCAGAGGUUAAAGAUGACGAUGAGGUGUCGAUUCAAGUGGAGGCAAAAUAUAAAAAGUGUUAUGAAAAGGGCAACGUCGACUCGUGCGACAACUCUCUUUGGUGGCUCCGAGUCGAUGGAUUCGAAACCGCUAAAAUUGACACCUGGAAAAGUUGCGAGAGUGGAGACAUUGAGUUUCUGAACCAACAACGGGUUUGUAGAAGACCAUAUCAAUCUCAUCGAUCCGAUGCCAUCAGCAAUCAAUAUGGUGAAUAUUACGAUGGACAAGUGUUGAAAGGGUAUAAGGCCAAAAAGUUUGCCCUGGAGGUUGCCGGACAACAACUGGUACAAAGAAGACAAAAGAGAAACACUGUUCCCGACGAUAAAAAUGUCUGUGACUACACCAUCGAUUCAACUUCAACCUCAACCACAACUCCUAGUACUACCACUCCUACUACUACAGUCAAAACAGUGAUGUCGCCUACGGGAUCCACAUCUACAGCUGCACAGAGUACUAGUACAUCUAAAACAGCAAGCAGUAGCACGACCAUGCUGAGCACAUCAGUGAAGCCGAGCACAAGUACACUGAAACCCACCAGCACUGCUGUGCCAACUACCGUCACCCCGUUGCCUGCCAACGCCAUCUGCUCGUAUCUUGACGAAACAACAACAUCGACGACGUUCUCCACCACCAUCACAUCAACAACCACAGAGCCCUCGACUAGUACUGAAUCCACUUCUGUGUCGACAUCCCAAUCAACCUCCACCCCAUCCAGCUCAACAGUGACGACAUCUACGACUGCUCCAACCUCAACAACCAUAGUCUCUUCUUCUACAUCAGCUCCCACGUCUACUGCCACUGUUACGACUCAAAGUUCAUCAGUUUCGACUUCAACUGCAGUUCCACCCACCUCUACGACGAUAACACCUUCGACAUCUGCGUCGACGUCGGCAUCGACAUCUGCAUCUACAUCAGUUUCAACAAUAGCUAGUACCUCCACACCUGCUCCGACGUCUACUGGUACUACAACUGGAACAACUUCAAUAUCUUCCAGUGCUUCAACUAGUUCCACUGGAGCUUCAUCGUCUACUAUUGUGGUUACUACACCUACUACUACAGUAUCCACGAGUCAAGGCAGCACCACAACACCGUUAGACACCACUAAUUUCAACUUUAUAAAUAAAGAACUCACUGUUGCUUAUGGAGAUGAUACGGCGGAUCUGCGCCUGGAAACCAAUGUUUCUCCCGGGACGUACACCACACAAUGGAUGUGCAAAUCAGGCGAUGGGGAGUAUCAGCUAGCGAAUGUCACCGGAGUCUGCUUUAAAAAUUUUUACAACCCACCAGCUCUCGGUACUACUUUAUCUGCUAGUUAUUUUGCUGGACCCGGAACAUAUACAUUCCUGGCAACGUUGAUUAAAACCGAUGGAUCUCGCUAUAACGCUACAAUUGUUCUCACAAUUGUUGGGACCACCACAGUUGGAAAAUCCACUGUUACGUCGUCGGGAACAUCAACAGACACUUCUACAAGGACGUCUUCAACUGCGCAAUCGAGUUCGACAUCUUCUGCUUCAUCUACUACGUCUCCUAUCACAUUGUCUACUACUGUGGUCACUUCAACUCGUCCAUUGACCUCUGCCACUUCCACGACACUUGUUUCUUCGAAAACUUCCAAAGAUGUCACGACUUCUCAAGCAGAUUCGGGAACUUCCACAUCUUCUUCCUCUGAAACCUCUACAGAUUCCUCCAGCACUUUAUCAGAUUCCGAGACUACCCCAACCACUGAUUUUGACUUUAUCCUGUCCAAUGAUCUAGCAUGGAGCAAGACUGUCUAUUUCACGGAUACAGUAAACAUUGAGCCAGUGCCCACGAUCUCUUUGGCUACAUAUUAUCAAACUGUGACUUUCGAAUGUCGGAGUGACGCUGGCGAGGAAUUCGUAACUGUCAAACAAUCCACAUGUCUGAAUCAAGAGCAACAGAUCGUCAAAAUGGCUUCGUUUUCUAGGAAUAUUAAUUUGGAACCAGUUUCUGAAUUUGUGAUUGGCCUAGGGACUUUCGAGUUUCGAAUCAAUAUGACCAAUACACAAACCAAGCAGAUGGCAAGUCAUGUCUUCACGCUCAACGUGGUUGGAGAGACUUCCAGUACUGAAGAGGUCGGAACGACGACUAUGGCUACUUUCACGACUUCUGAAUCCUCUUCAACUGCAGAAAAAUCCACCACUGGGAUCGCUGAAUCUACUUCAACCACAUCCAAUGACGGGUCGGACUCUUCAACAACAACUUCCGUUGACUCAGAAUCUUCUACAACGUCCGCUUCUGACAAGUCUGGAGAUUCCUCCACGACACCUUCUGACUCAUCUGAUUCAUCCACCACUAUUGAUCCGAACUCAUUGUCCACCACCAUUGAUCCAGAUGCCACCACGCCCAUCCCAUACGAUUUCAUUCUCACGGAUUUGUCUUGGAACGAGACCAUCACCUAUUCAGAAGAUCCGCUCACAAUUUCACCAGUGCCGAAUAAGAAUCCGGGACUCAUAGAAACUGCAAUAACCUAUCAAUGCCGAAACGACUCGUCGAAACCAUUUGUGACAUUGAAAGAGAGUGAUUGUUUGACUGAUAUAGAAGUCCGGAAAAUCCGGAUCCAUGUGUACGACCACGAUAUGAAACCAUCCUGCUACAAGAGGAAAGUGAACGUAGUGAUGCCUGGAUGGUUUGUGAUAAAGCAUGGAGAAGUGGACACAUCUAAAGAUUUUGAUAUCGUCAAAGAUGGAGCAGUUUCUGUGAGCGUCUCUUUGGAUGGAGAUCAUAUAUGCCUCAAUGGACACUCGGACAUGUUCAUCGUUCCCGAAUCGUUAUGUAACUUCGAAGUGAGCUCAUUCGUCCCGAAAGACAUUUGUGAGACGCUCCAAACCAAAGGAUUACACACUUUACAAGAAUUGGAGAAGAAAAACGAUUUCAACGCUACACUGGAAAUUCCCGCGUCCCCGAGUUUUUUGGGAAUUUCGUUGCUCGAUGUGUUGAAGGGAAACUACCGUAUCAAAAUCUCUAUUGCUUCCGAGGGCAAAAAAAUUGUGGAAUUCGCACUUCCAACCGGAUAUAAAGAUCUCAAAAUGGGCAUGAGUGAAUCAGAUGAUGAGGAUUAA